Molecule: messenger RNA, 4061 nt
Organism: Ruditapes philippinarum (Manila clam)
Lineage: Eukaryota; Metazoa; Mollusca; Bivalvia; Venerida; Veneridae
Product: arf-GAP with Rho-GAP domain, ANK repeat and PH domain-containing protein 2-like
Exons: 30
Coding region: 515-3364 (949 amino acids)
Molecular function (GO): GTPase activator activity
Source: RefSeq, a predicted model, not a curated record
UCGCUCUGUAUGGCGAUAAAUAAGACUAUGUACUUUCUAUUUAUAAAUACAAAAUAAACCGAUGAUACUGCGUUUACAUAUACUGAACCGUACUGAACCUUACAGUUUUUAAGAUUUUAUAAGUGUAAAUUAUGUUUUUAAAAAAUUGUGUCAAUAACGUGUGAUGAUAUUUUAAAUUGAAAUUUGUGGGAUACUUGGUUUUUCAUGUGUCUCGGAGGAUAAAACAAAAAGCUUUUCUUUGAGAGGUAUAUAAUUUUAAACUUGACAAACAGUUCGGUGGAUGUUCCUGGAGUGGGUUUAAAGUUGUUUCACACCUAUAUGAGGAGUGGGUGAAACCGUUGACCAAGACUUAUUAAAUGGAAACAAUAGAGACAAUGGAAAAUGGUGUGGAAAUACGAGUAAGGCCUAAAUCAAAAGCGGAAGAGAGACCCAAGCCCGUGUUAGAUAGUCUUGAACUGGAGAACGGUUUGGAUGAUGAAACAAUGGAUAUAACAACACCAAUCUGCAACAUGAAAUGAAACACGAAUUGAGAGCUGAACAAGGACAUGCAGUUUUUUAUGACAAAGAAGUUUUUAUCAAUGAAACUGAAACGAAAGUCAGUAAUAGCACGUGUGCCAAAGUUAGUGACGACGAAACCAGUGAACUGGAAAGUAAAGCUUACUCUAAAGCGGAAAAUUAUUCAAACGAUCAAGCUGAAAAUGUAUUUGACUUCAGAGAAAUAAAUGAUUCAUUAGUCUUAGCUAGAAAGACGCAUCCAAGACAAAAAGACGACCCAAAGACCAACAUUUCGAAGUAUGAAACUAUGGAAAUAGUUUGCUCACAGAAUCUUUCUGCAAAUGGUCCUGUAGAUGUGAAUGAUUACCAGAAAUUAUAUUGCCAUAACACAAGCAAAACGUUAGAAUCUGCUUAUCAUAAUAAUGAAAUAAAUGAUAACAUUGUUGCAGAUGAUAAGGCAGUCUUUGAAAAAUGUAGAGAUAGUGACAUGCAUUUAGUAAAUGAUACAAAAGGAAACAAACAUUUAGGAAAUGAGAAGACAUUCGGACCUCAAAUCAAAAUAAAUACUGAUUCAGAAAUGGAGUUAUAUAAUCAUGCAAAGCCAGAUAAUUUGUUUCAGAAAGAUAAUGGACAUAAAGACCACGGUAAUGUCGAUGCUCUAAAAUAUAAUGGAAGAGUAGAUACUUCUAAAAAGUUGAUUACCAAAACUAAACAAGACCUGCAAAAUUAUUCUUCGAAAAAUGAGGAGGAGUCGAUUUAUUUAGACAUGAAUGGCUUUAGUAAGCGUAAUGAAAAUGUUGAUGACUUUUUAAGAUUGCAUGUAAAAGUGGACGACCAUACCCAAAUAUGUAGACCCAAACAAAGCACUUACAAACCUAUUACAGCUACCACCACACUUAAUACUAAGAUGAUACAAAAAGAGGGAUUUCUUCAAAAGCAAGGAGGGGUAGAUCGAAAUCAAGGCUGGAAAAAACGUUGGUUUGUUCUUGAUGCAAAAUCACUCAGGUACUACAGAGAUAAAAAGAGCAGUGUAUCUCUCAGAAUAAUUCCGGUGGCUUUGAUGAAAUCUGUAUCCCCGGUAAAUAACAACAGACCAACCAGUAUUACACCCGUAAAUGUUUCAGACCUCUUUUCGAAUUCAGGUAGGCAGUAUCAGUUCACAUUGGAAUGCAAACAACGAACGUUUCUAUUUGGAACAGACAACCUCGAGAAUUGUCAAAAGUGGCAAAGUACCUUGAUGCUGGCGAUUAUUGAUUACCAAAAGGGAAACAAGACUGACAUACCAUAUGGAGGUGAAAUGAAUUCGCCAGAUAUUUCUGGCCCUGUGAAGUUUGACAAUAACAAGACACGGUAUUAUGUAGCUGUCAAAGGGAAAAUACUCCGAUACUACCACAACAUCGAGGAUUACUCGGUAGACUGCCCUAUUCAUGAACUAUCUAUGGAUAUGACUUCGGUCAAAGAAAUCAGAAAAACAUCACUACAGUUAGACAGUCCCCCUGACCAAAAAUUUAUACUGACUUUUGAGCAAGAGAAUGAUACACAAGAAUGGAAGACCUGCCUUGAGGCAGCCAAAUUAAGAGCUCUCGGUGACGACAAAGUUAUUCUAAAAGUUUGGCAGAACAAUGAUAACAGAAUUUGUGCAGACUGUUAUGCUCCAGACCCAGAAUGGGCGUCAGUCAACCUAGGAAUUGUGAUAUGUACGAAGUGUGCAGGUCCACACAGAAGCCUUGGUGUAAAAAGAUCCAAAGUGAAGUCACUUCGAAUGGAUAAUUUAUCUAAAGAAAACGAGAAUAUAUUAAAAGUAUUAGAAACUAUCGGAAACAAGAACAGUAACCUAUUUUGGUGUAAGAAAGUUGAAGACUCUUGGAUUGUUAAUGAAGAAACUCCUUCAAUAAUUAGGCAGAGAUAUGUCGAAGAAAAAUAUUUGAAAAAGACAUUCGCCGAUAUUAUGCUUGUCGAUAGUAAAGAGGAAUUGAAUAUGGCACUUUAUUCGGCGGUAGCAGCUGAAAAUAUCAUAGCAACAAUGGUGGCACUGUUCUCCGGUGCUGAUAUGAAUUCGAUAUGCCCUGGCCAGAGUAAAUCUAUUCUUGAGGUGGCAAACGAAACAAAUAAUCCAGUUUUAAAGGAGUUCUUAGAACAGAAUAAAAACACCGAUGUAGCCACAGUUGUAUAUGUGGACAGUGCAAAUGAAAAGUCAUUCUCCGAUCUAUCGAAGAAAACAGCAAUCUACCGAGACGGCUAUUUAUACAAGACAGGACCUAACCUCAAAUCUUACAAGAAAAGAUGGUGUGUUCUACAUUAUGGCAGCCUAACAUACUUCAGUGACAAAGAGGGAUCAGAUCGGGGAUCUGUGAACUUAGCUGAUGCAACGAGUGUAUCCAUAGUUACAGGACAGAGAAAGUACAGUUUUGACAUCGACUUGCAAACGAAGAAUCGGACAUAUCGUUUUGCUGCUCCAGAUGAAACAAUGUUUGGAAAAUGGCUGAACGUUGUUAUUCAGGUCAUAUGUCCGUAUGAAAGCGAGGGACUGGAGCGAACCUUAAUUGCUGGAUACUUCUACUUUAAAAAACAGUUGACAUUUUGGGCAAAAGUAUGGCUUGUCCUUGACGCACAUGCCUUACAUAUACGACACAGAGACGACUCAACUGUUCAAACUAUAACAAUAUCAAGUCAAAUGAAAUGUCUGCUGUUCAAUGUAGGAAAGCAUUCAGAAAAGACUGAAGAUGUAAUAAGACAACUUGAUACUAACCAAUCCAUAGAGCUAAUAUCAGCUGAAGGGCACGUCGUGGCUUAUUUUCAAGGAAUGGCUCUCAAAGAAACCAAAAAAUUGUUGUGCUUGUUAGAAACGGCAAUAUCAGACCAUUUAUGACACAGUCGGUUACAUGAAAUGUGAAUAUAGAAGAAACGUUCAAAACUAUGUUUUCAUUUCUUCUUAGAUGUAGACAAUCUGAUAAAACUCAACUCGGCUAAGGCUGACACAAAUAACAAAGAAACAGUUAUAUGUCAAUGUAAAUUAGUCAAAUGACUUAAAUAAUAUUCUUAAAACUCCUAUAAAACAUAAAUAGUAUUAUGAGACAACUGAUUGAAACUAUUUUUAAAUAAUCACGUGUAUUCAUACGUACUUUUAUACUCAUGAAGAUUACUUUAAAUGAAUCGAACGUUUCUUGCCAUUAUAGAUAACGAAAGAGAGAACUAGUGUGCUCUAGGCAGAUUGUUCGUUAUAUGGCUAAUUUAUUUUUUACUUUGCGCCAUGGACAGAAUAUGUAGAAAAUUAUGUUUGUUUUAUGCUGGAUUACAAACCCGGCGAGUGUUGACCUAAGUGGGCGGAUUCAAUCACUUAGCAUGUGGACGAUUAUAAAAACAAAAACAACAUUUAAAGGUCUAGUUUCGUUAUUAUAGACUCUUAAAGAAUCCACUUCUGAUAAAAGUGUCUUACUUAUAAAUAUUAAUUGCAUUAAUUGUUUCAAAUGAAAUAUACUUGAUAGUAAAUUGUAUGGGGAUUUUUUUUAAUAUAAAUAUUACGCCAUAUAUCGUUGUUAAAUACAUACACAUUAUACUUAUGGUUU